Messenger RNA from Brenthis ino (lesser marbled fritillary), 582 nucleotides. Lineage: Eukaryota; Metazoa; Arthropoda; Insecta; Lepidoptera; Nymphalidae. The record is from the annotation of a GenBank genome assembly.
AUGGCCACUCUUAGUAAAAAUAUUGUAACUGUUUUUAAAAAGUAUCCUGUAGUUAGGGGCAUGAUAUCAUAUGGUAUAAUGUGGCCCACUUCCUGUUUUAUUCAACAAACUCUUGAAGGAAAACGUUUUGAUUCUGACAAUAAUUAUGACUGGUUGCGUUGUGCACGUUUUGGUUUAUAUGGGUCAUGUUAUGUAGCUCCCACAUUAUAUAGUUGGUUAACUAUAGCUAAUAUUAUGUGGCCUGGAACUUCCGUAAAAGCUGCAUUGUUCAAGACAUUUUUUGAAACUAUAAGCUACACUCCAUUUGCUAUGUGCAGUUUUUAUUUCAGCAUGAGCUUACUAGAAAUGAAAUCUUUCGAUGAAGCUGUUGCAGAAGUGAAAUCAAAAUUCUGGCCAACCUAUAAAGUAGGAGCUUCCACUUGGCCAGCCAUAGCAAUGAUUAAUUACAUAUUUAUACCUCCAAAGAAUAGGGUGCCAUUUAUAAGUGUAUGUAGUCUUAUAUGGACUUGUUUUCUUGCAUACAUGAAGGAGUUAGACAAGAAUAAAAUGCCAGAGCAUAGUCCUACCAAGUUACUAAAAAUG